GAAAGAUGGCCAAUUAGAGUCCGGGAAUCUCGCUGGAAGAGGAAGAGAGGAGACAUCGGGAGGUUCCAUUGCGAUUGUCAGGUCUCUUUCCAUCCGUCCUUGCUCCUUGGUCGCUGUUCGUUGCCUGUUCGGCUUGGUUGACUGGCCUGCUGGGCUGGGCUCAUGGAUGCUUGCUUGCUUUCUCGCCUGGUUGCUUGGUUGACUGAAAUCGUGACGCACAAAGAAAUGAUCUCGCCCUGGCAGCAGGCCUUCCCAGAUCCAUUCCUUCCCGUCCUCACUAGUACUUUAUAACCACCGCGUCCUCCCUCCCCUCCAUCUCCCUUUUGCUUGCUUCUCCAAUCCAAACAAGUGAACAAAACAACGACUUCUCCAAACGAGAAUAACGACGACGAUACCCAAACGAACAACUACUACCACUUUAUAACCUACUACACGAUACCAACCGCCAUCAUGUCUCUUCACUAUCUCCCCCCCGUCAAGCCCUCGGCCAUCGCCCUCGGCACCAUCUUCAACCACACCACCGAGCUGGCCAUCAUGACCCCUCUCUUCGGCCAGACCUACCAGCGCGCCAAGCUCUCCAACAGUAAGGAGGAGUUCAUCAAGUCGCGCGAGGCCACCUCGGCCGUGAUGGCCUGGGGUUCGUCCCUGGUCGGCUCGGCCCUGCAGUCGUACGGUAUCGGUGCCCUGAUCAACGCCACCGGCACCCUCAGCUACCGCGGCGCCGCCUACCUCGGCGGUCUCAUCUUCGCUGCCACCUCUGCUCCCGGUUUCAUCUCUGAGCUGUUCGUCGAGAAGCGCGCCUUCGAGACUGUCGGCAUCAACGUCCUCGCUAAGCUGUUUGAGACUGUCGGCCUUUCUGUCUUCCUUACCUGGUGGGGAACGCGCACCAACCCUUUUGAGUACUCCUCUGCUACCUCCGGCUCCCCUAGCCUCGGCCGGACGAGCUGGCGCGCCGAGUAAAGGGUUCUUUUGAGUAAAAAGAACUCUAGGAUGGUUUAAUGAAGUUAAUGAUAAUAGGAACUUGGUAUCGCACCUACAAUUUGGAGUGUGAGCGUGUUCCUGGGCUUUCCCUUUUCUCUUAGUACCCUCUGUACUUGUAUCAAGCUAUUAGCAUAUCAGCAUUCCUGAGAUGAAUGGAAGACGCUGGUGAUACCUCACUGUUUGGUUCGUGUGCUUGUUGUUUGCUCGUGAUUGGAGUUGCCUUGCGUCUGAUAAAAGUGUUGUGUUGGUAGUUGGCCAUGUCAAUGUUGUGUCGUGUAUUGUGAGAUAGAGGUACAACGCACGGCAUUCGACCCAAAGACGGUUGGACACAUAGGAACGAAGAUGAGAACUGACGA
Messenger RNA from Neurospora tetraspora, 1337 nucleotides. RefSeq lists its product as uncharacterized. The record is from RefSeq and is a predicted model, not a curated record. The transcript is spliced from 3 exons. Bases 451 to 960 code for a protein of 169 amino acids. Lineage: Eukaryota; Fungi; Ascomycota; Sordariomycetes; Sordariales; Sordariaceae.